Loxodonta africana (African savanna elephant) is the source of this 783-nucleotide messenger RNA. RefSeq names its product vomeronasal type-1 receptor 4-like. Gene Ontology annotation, biological process: G protein-coupled receptor signaling pathway. The record is from RefSeq and is a predicted model, not a curated record. Gene Ontology annotation, molecular function: pheromone receptor activity. Bases 1 to 783 code for a protein of 260 amino acids. The transcript has a single exon. Gene Ontology annotation, cellular component: membrane. NCBI's taxonomy places the organism in Eukaryota, Metazoa, Chordata, Mammalia, Proboscidea, Elephantidae.
AUGGCCACCAGGGAUUUUGCAGUAGCAAUGGUCUUCUUAUCACAGACUACAGUUGGUAUUCUGGGGGAUUUCUCUCUUCUUUACCAUUAUAUCUUCCUUUACUUCACUGGAUGCAAGUCAAGGUCCACAGAUUUGCUUAUCAAGCACCUGACUGUAGCCAACUCCUUGGUCAUUGUCUUUAAAGGAAUCCCAGAGACCAUGGCAUCUUUUGGGUGGAAUGAUUUCCUCAAAGAUUUUGGAUGCAAACUUGUUUUCUAUGUUUAUAGAGUGGGCCGGGGUGUGUCCUUUGUCAGCACCUGUCUCUUGAGUAUCUUCCAGGCCAUCACCAUGAGCCCCAUAAAUUCCAGGUGGGCAAAGCUUAAGGUGAAAGCUCCCAAGUACGGUGGCUUCUCCAGUGUCCUCUGCUGGAUUCUGCACAUGCUGGUAAAUAUAAUUUUUCCUAUGUAUCUGACUAUCAAUUGGAGCAAUAAAACCAUCACAAACAAAAAAGACUAUGGAUACUGUUCUCCUGUGGGUCAUGACAAAACUGCAGACUCGCUGUAUGUAUUAUUGUUAGCAUUCCCUGAUGUUGUGUGUGUGGGACUCAUGCUCUGGGCCAGCGGCUCCAUGGUUUUCAUCCUGCAGAGACACAAGCAAAGAGUCCAACACAUUCAUAGGAACAAUGUCUUCCUCAAAUCAUCCCCUGAGACCAGAGCCACACAAAACAUCCUUGUCCUAGUGAGCACCUUUGUGUCUUUUUAUACCCUGUCCUCCAUUUUGAACCUUUUUUUUAAGAGUUUUUAA